UUUUGUGAAAUUUUUGUUUUGUGAAGUUUUCUGGAACUAAGACGAUGCUAACGAUCGAUGUGGCAUUGUUCGCUGGAUUCCUUUUUUGGAUUUUUUACCUAUGGUGUCGCUGCAGGAUGUAUAUGUUAAUGUUAAGGAUACCCGGACCCAUAGGACUACCAAUACUUGGCAGUUCCUUGGAGAAUAUCAUCACUUAUAAACGCAAAUUGAGCUUUCGAACCAAGUAUCUAGACAAGUAUGGCUCGACCAUUUUACUUUGGAUUGGUCCAGUGCCAACUGUGGUGACAAGAGAUCCAAGGAUCGUCGAGGACGCGUUUACGUCCACCGAUUGCCACAACAAAAGCCCGCAUAUCGCUAAUGCGAUAACAAGUUGCUUGGGAUUUGGAUUGUUGGGACUACAAGAUCCCGAGUGGAUUGGCCGUCGAAAGCAACUUAACCCAUCAUUUAAACAUGAUCUUCUGCUCAGCUUCUUUUACAUUUUUGAUGCCGAGACAAAAAUCCUUGAGAACUCGCUGGAUACUUAUGUCGGUCAGGGCGAAAAGCAUGUGGUUCCAGACAUCCUCAGAUGGUCAUUUAGAAUAGCUGCUCAAACCACCAUUGGGUCAGAUGUGAAACAUGAUGAAUACUUUAAAAACAAUAAACUCGUGGAAUGCUUUGAAACGCUCAUAAGUAUGACGACACUAAAUAUUUUGAUGCCUUUGGCUCAAAACAAAAUUAUUUCGAAACUAUGGGGCUACGACAAACAGCGAGCAAACAAUGUUUCAAAAAUCCAUCAAAUGCUGGAUAAUGUGGUUAUGAAAAAGCUAGACUCAACGGUAGAUCCAUCUGAUCCCGAGAUGAACAUUGUAAUUAACCGAACAAUGGAACUAUACCGCAAGGGCGCUAUUAGCUACAAGGAUAUAAAGAGCGAAUGUUGUAUUAUGAUGGCCGCUGGUUAUGAUACAUCAGCCCUGACGGUAUAUCAUACUCUCUUUCUUCUGGCCUCACAUCCCGAGCACCAGGAUGCGGUUUUCGAAGAACUAAUUGAUGUCUUUCCCACUGCCGGAGAUUUUAAAAUAAACUAUUCGGAUAUGCAACAAUUGGUUUACUUGGAGCGAGCGUUGAAGGAGACUCUACGCCUGAUACCAGCCAUUCCAAUAACGGCGAGGGAAGUAAAGAAGGAUGUCCUGCUCUCAAAUGGUGUUCUCAUUCCCAAGGGAGUGGUGAUCGGGAUCGACAUUUUUCACACGCACAGAAACCCGGAUGUCUGGGGGCCAGAAGCAUCAAAAUUUAAUCCAGAUAACUUCCUGCCGGAAAACGUCGAGAAAAGGCACCCAUAUGCCUUUGUUCCCUUUGCGAGAGGAAAGAGGAAUUGCAUAGGGUCGAAAUAUGCAAUGAUGUCUUCAAAGUUUGCUCUGUGCAGAAUACUCAGGAAUUACAGGAUAAAGACAAGUUUUCGUUAUGAGGAUCUAGAGUACGUUGACAAUAUGACCAUGAAGCUCGCUGAAUACCCACGACUGGAAUUUGAAAGACGUGCUUAGGAGUAUAUAUGUACAUUCAAGGGGUUUUUUGGUACCACUCUUACUUCUUUUUUUUUUAUUAUAUUUUAAAUGCUUUUUACUUAAAAAGAAUAAGAACUCAACUAUCUAAACAGUUAGGAAUUGAUUUGAUUUCAUUAUCAUA
Drosophila takahashii is the source of this 1662-nucleotide messenger RNA. RefSeq names its product Cytochrome P450 313a1 (gene Cyp313a1). Gene Ontology annotation, molecular function: monooxygenase activity; heme binding; iron ion binding. The record is from RefSeq and is a predicted model, not a curated record. NCBI's taxonomy places the organism in Eukaryota, Metazoa, Arthropoda, Insecta, Diptera, Drosophilidae.